UUCUGGGUUUCAUGUUUGGGCUUUCCAAUGGACCUUGUUUUAUUGCUUUUCAUGGCCCUUUUGUGCCUUAUUAUUGUAUUAGUUCUGAGUAGGGUUGAUUCAUGCGAAACCCCUCCCACCGUACUGUCCUAACGAGAAUUCAUCUCUUCCAGCCUUGGAUUUUGGGUCAGAGCUUAAGGUGUCACAGUGUCUAAAAAAAUGGAGACUGAUGAGGAUGCUGUGAAAAAAACCCAGCUGGUGGAAGCCCGAGCAAGAAAUAUUAGUCACAAUGUUAGGUGUAUUGAGUGCGGUAGUCAAUCCAUUGAAGAUUCACAAGCAGAUAUUGCCAUUCUCCUCAGAAAGCUGAUCCGUGAUGAGAUUCGGUCUGGGAAAACGGACAAGGAGAUCUAUAAAAAGCUUGAGAAUGAUUAUGGGGAGACGGUUCUUUAUACCCCAAAGUUUGACCUUCAAACUGCAGCAUUAUGGCUAUCACCGGUGUUAGUGGCUGGUGCUGCUGCAGGAGUAUGGGCUUAUAGCAAGCACAAGCAAAGGUCUAAUGUUCACAUCAUGGCUUUAAAUCUAGUUAGGGGUGUUCCAUUGACCCCUAAAGAGAAGCAAACCAUGUUAGAUCUCCUCUCACCUCCGCCUUCUCAGAGAACCUCUUCUUCAUGGUGGAGGAGGAAUUAGCGUAGGCAAUGAGGCAACUACUCGUUAUUCCUAGCUCGAACAAUAGUUCAAAGAGUUUCAGAGUAUGUUGAAGAUCUAUAAAUUAAAUUACAAAUAUGAAAGCAUUGCAAUUUUGUGUACUGUAUACUCAACGAUGGAUUUAUGAUUACUUUUGCUAAAAAAAAUGUUACUAAUAUUGUGCUCUGUAUUGUGAUCUUUGAAGGGAGAGGAAAAACAGAGUGUUUAGAGGUGUAGAUAGGGACCCUAAUGACAUCUUGUUCUUGGUGAGGUUCUAUGUUUCGCUUUGGACUUUGGUUUCGAGAACUUUUUUGUAAUUAUUCCCUAGGUAAUAUCUUACUUAGUUGGAAACCCUUCUCUAGGGGUUUUUUUUGUAUGUUCUUGUAUUCUUUCCUUUUUUUUCAAUGAUUGUACUUGUUUAUUAAAAAAAACAUUGUGAAUAUGAACUUGCACCCUACAAUUUUGUUUA
Benincasa hispida (wax gourd) is the source of this 1132-nucleotide messenger RNA. Its product is annotated as cytochrome c-type biogenesis CcmH-like mitochondrial protein. The record is from RefSeq and is a predicted model, not a curated record. NCBI's taxonomy places the organism in Eukaryota, Viridiplantae, Streptophyta, Magnoliopsida, Cucurbitales, Cucurbitaceae.